AUGCCAGCUGGCGCGGCAGAUGAGGCGAAAAAAGCGAGGAUGGCCAGCCACGCGGAGGAAUGGUGCCCCCUCGCCUCCCGCAAAGUUCUAGAAGAAAGGCGAGCGAAACGGCGACGCCUGGACAUGCUCGGAGGCGAAGAGCUCCACUACGUCCCAUGUAUGCGAUGGCUUGUGGAUCAGGGAGGCGGUGAAGGAUGUAGUGGGGUCGAGUGGAAUCGGUAG
Messenger RNA from Gongylonema pulchrum, 222 nucleotides. The record is from the annotation of a GenBank genome assembly. Lineage: Eukaryota; Metazoa; Nematoda; Chromadorea; Rhabditida; Gongylonematidae.